Molecule: messenger RNA, 939 nt
Organism: Betta splendens (Siamese fighting fish)
Lineage: Eukaryota; Metazoa; Chordata; Actinopteri; Anabantiformes; Osphronemidae
Product: odorant receptor 131-2-like
Exons: 1
Coding region: 1-939 (312 amino acids)
Biological process (GO): G protein-coupled receptor signaling pathway
Cellular component (GO): membrane
Molecular function (GO): G protein-coupled receptor activity
Source: RefSeq, a predicted model, not a curated record
AUGACUAAUAACAGUUCUUUAAGUGGUGGUGACCUUGUCCCGCGUCGGAUCACUAUUCAGGUAAUUAUUGUGCAGGUGUUAGUGAUUAUAUUUCUUGUCAUUAACUUUACACUCAUAGUGACCUUUUUUAAAAAUGAAAACUUUAUUACAACCACACGCUACAUCCUGUUUGCUCUUACCCUACUGUCUGACAGCUUGAUUUUAAUCAUGACUGAUGUUCUGCUCCUCUUGUCCUUUUUUCAAAUAACUAUGCAGGUUUGGUUAUGUGUCAUUAUCUCUGUUCUGGUUUAUCCAUAUUAUAAGAUUACACCAGUUACUCUGACAGCUAUGACUCUGGAGCGCUACGUUGCCGUUUGCAUGCCCCUGCAUCAUGGAGAGCUGUGUUCCAUGAGAACUACUGUACAUUGUAUCCUUAUUAUUCAUGGACUCAGCGCUAUACCCUGCGCUCUUAUUCUCUGCACGUUUUUUGCAACAGCUUCUUUGAGCUCAUACACAGAAGACAGGAUUUGCUCUGAAGAGAUGUUCAUUUUGUACAAAUGGCAGGACCACGUCAGGUCAUCUGUACAACAGGCCUUCUUCUUUAUAAUGUUUAUCAUCAUUGUAUUCUGCUACUUUAAAAUAAUGAAAGCAGCAAGAGCCGCAUCUGGGGAGUUAAAAAAGUUAACAAACAAAGGAUUAAGAACAGUUGUUCUUCAUGGUUUUCAGCUGAUGUUUUGCCUCACCAGUCUGUGGUGCCCAUUAAUAGAAACUGCUGUGCUUCAGAUUAGUUUCAAGUUAUUUAUAGAUGUCAGGUACUUCAACUACAUAAUGUUUAGCCUUAGUCCAAGGUGUCUGAGUCCCCUCAUUUAUGGAGUAAGGGAUGAACAAUUUUGUUUUGCACUGAAACACUAUAUUUUAUCAGGAUUUCACAACAGAAAAAUUGGAUUUCCAGAUAAAUGA